ACCACCUUGAUGCCGAACAUUCGCGGUCUGAUGCCUUUGGUGGCGCUUCUUUUCGCUCCAUAUGCUGAAAUGAGAGUUGACCGUGAGAUGCGUCAGUAUACAGGAGCAUUAGUUGGCUUGGGGUUCGAUCCCAGUACAGGCGAAGCUCUUCUUCCAGAUCACGACAGUGAGCUUGUGUUUGACGUGGAGAUUACGGAGGAUGACAUAAUCGGGAUCAACUCGCUGCGUACGGCCAUCAACUUGGCAUUCCAGAGUGAGCAGCAGAUGGCUGAGUGGGGAACUCCAGCUGUGGAGAGAAUUCAGAAAGCUAGCAGAUCCAAGAUCUUAGAGUAUGCUUUACUGUUAUUUCAGUGUAUCAGUGAUCUCAUUUGUGUUCUUUGUAAGCUGUGUUUUUUGGGCAAGGGAAGGCGCGUCCCAUCCAGGGGGGAGUAGA
Orbicella faveolata is the source of this 433-nucleotide messenger RNA. RefSeq names its product ATP-dependent RNA helicase TDRD9-like. Gene Ontology annotation, cellular component: intracellular anatomical structure. NCBI's taxonomy places the organism in Eukaryota, Metazoa, Cnidaria, Anthozoa, Scleractinia, Merulinidae. The record is from RefSeq and is a predicted model, not a curated record. Gene Ontology annotation, molecular function: ATP binding; RNA binding; helicase activity.